AUGGAAUACGAAAAUUUCGAUACCAUUUUCGAAGAAACCAGUACGAGUUCAUGUUGUGGAGAGGCAUUCCAAACCAGAUAUAUCCCUGACUUUCUUCGAAGGAGUGGAAUAGAUUUUAAUCCAGAAGUUUUGACCGAACAUGUUGGUAAAGUGUCGUCGACUCGAUUGGUUAGACAGCGUGUGGUUAUAAAUCCUAGUAGCCUAAUUUGUGUGAUAACAUCAUUUUUUAUUAUUGAUUUUUUCCUUGGAGGACUGGCAAUGAUUUUAGUUAAUAUUGUCCCCUAUGACGAUGAUUACUCGAUGUUGAUUGCUGGAAUCCCGUUUGCGUCGAUAUCUGGAAUACUUGGAGUCGCAUGGCCAUGUUAUUGUUACUCUUCAAAGCGAAAGGGAGAAGUUGAAAUGAAAUUACAUUUAGCUCGAGUAAACAGGGUUUUAGUGGCAUCCAAUAUAUUCAUGACAUACAAAAUAGCAAGAAUGACAGCAAAAGUCACCAUAUAUUUUAUUUAUGACAACUGUCGUCAAUGUAUGGAAUAUAUCAAAGAACACCACGUAAGACAAAGUGCAGAUGAGACGAGAGUUAAAAUAGUUGAUAAAGAGGACAUCACCGAAGUAAAUGAAAGAACUUCGUUGAUUGGCGUGAACACAAGGGCUAUUGACAUUGAAGAAGAAGCUCUGGACAAGAUUUUAGAUAUAUCUGUUAGCUAUUUUGACAGGUUUUUGUCUGGAAAACUGCGCCAUCCAAGGAACAUCAGACAUUCACGUCGGGCAGUCUGUUUAUGUCAAUUUUUGUAGGAAAUAAACGAGUCAUGUAAGGGAGAGAAUACACAACAUAACAUUAUUGAAGUGUAA
Molecule: messenger RNA, 849 nt
Organism: Mytilus trossulus (common blue mussel)
Lineage: Eukaryota; Metazoa; Mollusca; Bivalvia; Mytilida; Mytilidae
Exons: 7
Coding region: 1-792 (263 amino acids)
Source: RefSeq, a predicted model, not a curated record